GGUUUUUUCCCUUUUAAUAUCUCUUUUUUACUUUUUUCACUUUUCAUAAGUCCAAAAAAAAUGUAUUCACCACAACGUAACAAAUUAUCAUCUCCCAAUAAUACAACGUCUCGACAUAUAGCAAAAACUACGACAACGAGUCCCCUCAGAAAUAACCGCUUUAAACGCACUUCCGCUACUUCUUUGGCGUCAGCAGCAGCAUCUCUAAAACGACCUCAAGCAGAUUUCGAAUCUAAUCAGUAUGGUGAGGAAGACAACAUGACAAUCAACAAAAAACGGAUGAGACUAUCAGCCACGUCGAAAAGACCUGCCUCUACGUUACCAAACGAGACAUCAGCUAAUCUUCGUCUUGCUGGUUAUCGAACCACUACGCCAAUAGCUGCCGUCAAAGAACCCUCUGCCAUGAAUCAGAAACCCAUCUAUAAUACCAACGCGACCAUGACCACCCCACAACUUUUAGAAGGCCAUAGAAGCAGACAACAAUUAUCUAUGGGUAAUGCACCAGCCCAACACAAGCCAUGCACUACAGCAAACACAUCAUGGAAUAACAACUAUGCCAUGCUGAGUUCAAUACAGCCCUUUGAUCAAAAGAUACGUGUGUGUGUACGAAAACGUCCGUUGAAUAAGCAAGAAAUACUCUCAAAGGAGUUAGAUGUGGCUCCAUUGGUGAGUGCAAGAACCUUGGAAAUUCAUGCGCCAAAACAAAAAGUAGAUUUGACCAAGUACACUGAACAACAUAGCUUUACUUUUGAUGACGUGUUUGAUAGCGAUGCUUCCAAUAGAUAUAUAUACGAGCGAACCACGCAACCUUUAGUGUAUCAUAUGUUUCAGGGAGGGAAAGCCACUUGUUUUGCCUACGGUCAAACGGGCUCAGGCAAGACUUACACUAUGCUACAUUCAAACCAUGGUCUUUAUUUUCAAGCGAUCGAGGACAUAUUUCAUUUACUGAAUCAACCGGAAUAUGCUCAUUUACAAGCCUCUGCCGGCUACUACGAAAUCUACCAAGGUCAAUUGCACGACCUUUUGAACAAACGUAAACGACUGAUACCUCGAGAAGAUGGCAAAGGCAACAUCAUCGUCUCUGGCCUUACCGAGCAUCGUAUCCGUUCCUCGACCACGAUGAAGCAAGUAUUCGACCAUGGCAAUAAAGAGCGCACGACGUGUAAGACCAUGACCAAUGAAAAUUCAUCGCGAUCGCAUGCCGUAUUACAAAUCCUCUUGAAACAUCAAAAUGGUCAAGUGUAUGGCAAGUUAAAUUUCAUUGAUCUUGCCGGUAGUGAGCGAGGCACCGAUCGUGGCCGCAACCCAGACAUGAAGACACGGAUGGAAGGGGCGGAAAUUAACCGUAGUCUGUUGGCUUUGAAAGAAUGUAUCCGGGCACUUGAUCAGGAUAAAAAGCAUGCUCCUUUUCGAGGCAGUAAACUGACCAUGGUACUGCGUGAUUCGUUUGUGGGAAAUUCAAAGACAUGUAUGAUAGCCACCAUCUCGCCUAAUCAUUCCAAUAGUGAUCAUACCUUGAAUACUCUCAGAUAUGCUGACAGAGUGAAAGAAUUAAGGGGUGAAUCGGAUCCGAGACUCGUUGAAAAUCAAGCCGCCAUUCUUCAGAACAAACGAGAUAGUACAACCAUCACUACAGUGCCCAACAGUGAACAGAGGAUGGUCUACAAUCAUUCUCCAGCGAACUACAGCAUGCCCAACACAAGGACAUCACCGAUGAACAAUAACACAACUACACACAGGCCAUCCGAUAGCUCAUCGUCCCUAUUACCAACAACACCACCUCAACGACUCACCAAAGAUCAUAUCAAGGCAUUCAUUCAUGAACACAAACUCCAAAUGGAAGCAGUCGAAACGUAUCUACGAGAUUCAAAUACACUCAUAGAAGAUCUGGAAUACACCAUGGAGCAUCUGCUUCCUAUCGGUGGCGAUAUUGUCAAUCAGUUACUUGAAGAGAGAUAUCGAGAUUAUAGAAAUGAUUUACUUCAUAAAGGAGAACGCGUUGAACAUUCUCUCAACAAUCUCAAAGCCAAGAUUGAAGAAGACUUAGCGGAUGAAGACGAAUAUGAUGACAAUACCUGAAUUUAACUUGCUCUCAUUUUGCAAUGCAUCGUUUUGCUAUCAUUUCUGACGGAUAUGCAAAACAGUUUAAACUACAACUUACUAUUACUACUACUACCACUACUACUAUUACUAUUCCUUUUUAUUACUAUCGUUCAAACCUUUCGAGAUACCCAUCAUUUUUAUUUCAUUC
Mycotypha africana is the source of this 2251-nucleotide messenger RNA. RefSeq names its product P-loop containing nucleoside triphosphate hydrolase protein. Bases 61 to 2079 code for a protein of 672 amino acids. The record is from RefSeq and is a predicted model, not a curated record. Gene Ontology annotation, molecular function: ATP binding; microtubule binding; microtubule motor activity. The transcript has 5 exons. Lineage: Eukaryota; Fungi; Mucoromycota; Mucoromycetes; Mucorales; Mycotyphaceae. Gene Ontology annotation, biological process: microtubule-based movement.